Messenger RNA from Brachypodium distachyon (stiff brome), 2679 nucleotides. Its product is annotated as probable anion transporter 4, chloroplastic. Gene Ontology annotation, molecular function: transmembrane transporter activity. Lineage: Eukaryota; Viridiplantae; Streptophyta; Magnoliopsida; Poales; Poaceae. The record is from RefSeq and is a predicted model, not a curated record. Gene Ontology annotation, biological process: transmembrane transport. The transcript is spliced from 11 exons. The coding region runs from base 239 to 2023 and encodes 594 amino acids.
GAAGAGCGGAGGUGAGUCCACUUAUCCGCACGUCGACCUCUCGUCUCACCUUCUCCGCUCUUCCUUGCUUCAAGCCUUCAAGAGCGAGAGAUCGAGAGCAAGAGAGACCGGCAAGGCUAGGAUAGAGUACUCCUCUCCCCUGAGAGCAGACCUGCCUGAGAGAGAUUCCUCUGCUUGUCCUUCUUGCUCGCUCGCCACCGGCCUGUUUAUUGCCUGGACCUAUCGACUUGCCUUGGCCAUGGCUAUGGGGGCCAUGCUCUCCAGUAGAGCCUUUGCCUCUCCACUCUUCUCAGGAAAGCAGCAUGAGAUGAAGCAUUGUACAUCACCACAGAACAGGUGUGCAUGUUCCUUACUUCCCGGAGAAAGAAGUGGCCGGCAUAUUACUAGGAGCACCCUUUUCCUAGCCUACAGGACUGAAACGGCAAGACUAGAACAACUUUCUGGCCAGAUUCAGCAGCCACUCGUCAACUCUUCUAGGGACUAUUUAACCAUGAGGUUUUGCAAUGCAAGCCUGAAGAAGAGAGUUCUGUCGAGGGUCGAGUGCUUCCUGUCUUCAGAUCCAGUAAACAGUGGUUGGCAGAAACCAAGGAGGUGGGAGAAUUUCACUAGAUUGGAGAGCGCUUGUGUGCAGCCUGAGUACAGAAUACCGAUCAGAACGCGAGCUGACUGCAAAGCUGAACAGUUUGAGAUAACCGGGUCGCCAUUGAGCCCUUCUGAUGUCCCUGCUGAGGCGGUUCUGGUUGGAGAUGCAAAUGAGGUUUCUCCCUGGUGGCAACAGUUCCCGAAGCGCUGGGCAAUUGUUCUCCUGUGCUUCUUUUCAUUCCUACUUUGCAACAUGGAUCGCGUCAAUAUGAGUAUCGCGAUCCUUCCAAUGUCAGCGGAGUUCGGCUGGAGUCCAGCAACCGUUGGCUUAAUCCAGUCUUCUUUCUUUUGGGGCUACCUUCUCACUCAGAUUCUUGGAGGCAUUUGGGCUGACCGGUUUGGUGGCAAGGUAGUUCUGGGAUUUGGGGUUGUAUGGUGGUCUAUUGCAACAGUUCUUACACCCAUUGCUGCCAAGAUUGGCCUUCCGUGCUUACUGAUUGUGCGUGCUUUCAUGGGGAUUGGCGAGGGUGUUGCCAUGCCAGCUAUGAACAACAUUCUUUCCAAAUGGAUCCCGGUUUCAGAAAGGAGCAGAUCUCUUGCAUUAGUAUACAGUGGAAUGUACCUUGGUUCAGUUACUGGCCUUGCCUUUUCACCUUUCUUGAUAAGCAAAUUCGGCUGGCCUUCUGUUUUUUAUGCAUUUGGGUCCCUGGGAAGCAUUUGGUUCGCACUGUGGCUACGCAAAGCACGCAGCUCUCCGAGUGAAGAUCCGGAAAUAAGCGAAGCUGAAAAGAGACACAUACUUGGUGGUAAUACCAUAAAGGAGCCUGUUACCUCCAUACCGUGGAGGUUAAUCCUAUCGAAGGCGCCAGUAUGGGCUCUCAUAAUAUCCCAUUUUUGCCAUAACUGGGGAACAUUCAUUCUCCUGACAUGGAUGCCCACGUACUACAAUCAGGUUCUGAAGUUCAAUCUUACCGAGUCCGGGCUUUUGUGUGUCUUGCCAUGGCUGACAAUGGCUGUAUUUGCAAAUAUUGGUGGCUGGAUAGCCGACACCCUUGUUGCAAAAGGGAUUUCAAUAACAAACGUUCGUAAGAUCAUGCAAUCUAUUGGUUUUCUUGGACCAGCCUUCUUCUUGACACUACUGAGCAAAGUCCGUACCCCGGCCAUGGCCGUGUUGUGUAUGGCAUGCAGCCAGGGAAGUGAUGCUUUUUCACAGUCUGGGCUGUACUCAAAUCACCAGGAUAUAGGACCACGUUACGCGGGGGUGCUUCUCGGGCUGUCGAACACUGCUGGCGUGCUUGCAGGAGUUUUUGGUACUGCUGCCACUGGCUACAUUCUUCAGAAAGGUUCUUGGGAUAGUGUGUUUCAGGUGGCUGUUGUACUGUACUUGGUAGGAACGGUGGUGUGGAAUGUCUUUUCAACGGGAGAGAGAAUUCUUGAGUAAGCUGUGGAUGUUCUUAUAUGCCGCUAUACAGAUAUAGCUGAUUUUGCUGAUGUCUUUUUGGUGUACACAAGAAGUAAAGCCCUCUUGUAGAGGGAGAGAUACCUGGAAACAAAACUCUCUUCUUUUAGCAAGAGAUAUAGCUGCAUUUGAUAUCUGGAGUAUGAAAGGAAUGAAUAGCAACUAAAGUGCUCGAUGGGCAGAGAAAAUUGGUCUGUGUAUUGAAGAUAGUUGACUUGGAACAGAAGAACUUCUGCGACAGUAAAAGCAGCCGCACCAAGGGAAUACCACUAUUUGCACCAAUCCCCAGGCUUGCACCUAUUUCCAGAGAAGUUCAAGCUACCUGUUUCAGCUUCUUGCACCGAACAAAGAAUUCCUCAUGGCCUUGUAUUUUGCUAAAAUCGAUGAACUAACCAUGUUUCGGCUUGCUUUUGAGUAGGGAGAUGCAGCUACUGCCAAAUUCAUGUACUAAGCAAGCAUUUUGGGGGAAGACUGGUUUUGUUUUUUCGUUGAUUUGCGAUAUGUUAUUUUUUGCGUACGCUGUAUGGUUAUAUCACAUGACAGUGGCGAUGUUUUAAAGUAUAUUAGUGCCUGUAAAACGGUGACUUUUGCUGAACCACCGAAUAACAAUCAGUUGGUACCCUGUAUGGUAUUCUCUA